CCGGCUUGCAUAGCUCUCUCUAUCCCACAAACUGCCAGUACAACACAGCACAACCUUCAAUCAAAACUCUACUCUACUCCUAGCACAAUGCUUCCCAAGACCCUGCUCGCUAUCCUCACCACCCUUGCGGCAACGCAGGCCUCCCCGGUGGAAAAGCGCGCCGUCGUCCCUCACGACAGCAUCGCUCCCUUCCCCGAGACCGUCCCCAACGACGCCAUCGGCAACACCUUCAAGAAAUUCCAGCCCUACCUGCACAUCGCGCACGGCUGCCAGUCCUACCCAGCUGUCGCUGCCAACGGCGACACCAGCGGAGGCCUGCAAGACACCGGCAGCGCUACCGGCGGUUGCCGCGACCAAUCCCGCGGGCAGACCUACGUGCGUGGAGGCUGGUACAACGGCCGCUACGGCAUCAUGUACGCCUGGUACAUGCCCAAGGACAUGCCGUCCAGCGGUGUCUCGACGGGCGCCCACCGCCACGACUGGGAGAACGUGGUGAUCUGGGUCAACAACCCCAGCAACGCCAACCCGACCCUGCUCGGAGGCGCCGCUUCCGGCCAUGGAAAAUACAAGAAAACCCACACUCCCCCGCAGCAGGGAGGCCGUCCCAAGGUUGAGUACUUCACCAACUUCCCCACCAACCAUGAGUUGCAGUUCACCGAGACCCUGGGCCGGGAUGUGGCCCUCGUCGCGUGGGAUUCGUUGCCCGUGGCGGCUCGGCAGGGAUUGGAGAGCGCGGACUUUGGCAAGGCGACGGUGCCGUUCAAGGAUGCUACCUUUAUGAACAACUUGGCGAAGGCGGCGCUGUAAAUGUGCGAUUCGGGCUUGGGAGAGGUCUUGAUUCAGAUUGUAUAUAAGCUGGGAAGUCACGAACAUCAUGUUGUUAUAUUGUAUCAUGUCUGUGACCGUGAAAAACAUUCUCAGAGGGGAUAUCCAAUAAUGGGUUCCCCUGAUUUAC
Aspergillus saccharolyticus JOP 1030-1 is the source of this 955-nucleotide messenger RNA. Its product is annotated as NPP1 family protein. Lineage: Eukaryota; Fungi; Ascomycota; Eurotiomycetes; Eurotiales; Aspergillaceae. The coding region runs from base 88 to 807 and encodes 239 amino acids. The record is from RefSeq and is a predicted model, not a curated record. The transcript has 2 exons.